AUGCCUCGCAUCUGGUUCAUCACCGGCUGCUCUUCCGGCUUCGGCCGUGAACUGGCCAUUACAGCCGCAAAGAACGGAGACACCGUGGUCGCCACUUCGCGCGAUCCCUCAAAAUUGGAGGCCUUGGCAUCUCUCGGCGUCAUCGCGAAGAAGCUGAAUGUACAGGGCAGCGAUGCCGAGGUCAAGGCAGUCAUCGAUGAUGUUCUUUCAACCAUCGGCCCAAUUGACAUCCUAGUCAACAGCGUUGGAUACAUCCUAGAGGGAGGCAUUGAAGAAUGCAGCCACGAAGAAAUCAUCGACCAUUUCGACGUGAACGUCUUUUCGCAGAUGCGCGUCCUGCGAGCAGCCCUCCCCUCAAUGCGCGCUCGCAAAACAGGCGCCGUCGCCACCUUUGGUUCUAUCGCUGGCUGGAGCGGUCAUCCGGGUGCUGGAAUGUACUGCGCCACGAAGGCGGCGGUCGCUCUCUUCACAGAGGCUUUACAUCAUGAGCUCGCUCCAUUCAACAUUGAUGUGACAUGUAUCGAGCCAGGAUAUUUCCGCACGAACUUCCUCACUGCGGGCCACAAGGUCAUCGCGAAGAACCACAUCGCCGAGCUGGACGUAGGCACCAAAGCCACUCGCGAUGCCAUGGUUGCAUACAAUCUCAAUCAGCCUGGUGAUCCCGCCAAGGGUGCGCAGGUUAUCUUUGAGGCUUUGACUAAGACUGGUCGCUGCGAGGGACGGAGUCUUCCCGCGCGACUUGCUCUUGGCCGGGACGCCCAGGGCGUUAUAAAAGAGAGUAUCGACCGCGAGCAGGAGAUGUUGGAUGGGUGGAAGGAUAUCAUUGGAUCUACAGACCACCAGGAUGUGGGAAACUAA
This is a messenger RNA of Penicillium bovifimosum, 858 nucleotides long. Its product is annotated as SDR family oxidoreductase. The coding region runs from base 1 to 858 and encodes 285 amino acids. The record is from RefSeq and is a predicted model, not a curated record. NCBI's taxonomy places the organism in Eukaryota, Fungi, Ascomycota, Eurotiomycetes, Eurotiales, Aspergillaceae. The transcript is spliced from 2 exons. Gene Ontology annotation, molecular function: oxidoreductase activity.